Drosophila gunungcola (fruit fly) is the source of this 5744-nucleotide messenger RNA. It is a transcript of the gene LanB2, whose product is annotated as laminin subunit gamma-1. Lineage: Eukaryota; Metazoa; Arthropoda; Insecta; Diptera; Drosophilidae. The record is from RefSeq and is a predicted model, not a curated record.
UGAGCAUUGGACGUCCUCGUUAGCGGUUGUCUUCGGAGCGACGAAGUAAGUGUCGCUCAGGCACCACCAAUAGGAAAGAUUCCGUAAUGAAUUGAAGAGCGACGACACAGACGAAGGAAUCUCGAAGGAAACUCGCUCAGAAAACCAUAUAGUCUUAGAAGUUGACCACAAUCCUAGUGACUAGUAGCCACCCACCCACCUGUAGCCACCGAGUUACCCCACCGAAUCCACCAUGAGACGCAGCCGGUGGAGCCACAGUGGCUCCUCCACGGCGCGACUGCUGCUGAUCGGAGUCCUGAUCGCCAGCUGUGCCACCAUUAUCCUCGCCGCCCAGCGACCACCCAUCAACUCCGCCGGAGGUCACGAACUGCGCGGAACCACCUUCAUGCCGGCCCUGGAGUGCUACGAUCCGUAUGGAAGACCGCAGAAAUGUCUUCCCGAGUUCAUCAAUGCUGCCUACCAGCUUCAAAUCGAGGCAACUAAUACCUGUGGCGACCAGAACGACAACCACUUCUGCAUACAAACUAUGAACCAAAAUCAUAAAAACUGCGAGUUUUGCAAAUACGGUGAUCACCAUCCUUCCUACCUGACGGACUUGCACGAUCCCCAGAAUGUUACCUAUUGGCAGUCGGAGACCAUGCUGGAGGGCAUUCAGCAACCGAACUACAUGAACCUGACUUUGCACUUGGGUAAAUCCUACGACAUCACGUAUGUGCGCAUUCUGUUCCGCUCGCCGCGUCCUGAGUCCUUUACGAUAUACAAGAGGACCACGGAGAACGGACCGUGGAUUCCGUACCAGUACUACAGUGCCACCUGUCGCGACACCUACUCCCUGCCCGAUUCGAGGGCCAUUCGAAAGGGCGAGGGCGAGGCGCAUGCCCUGUGCACCAGCGAGUACAGUGACAUCUCGCCGUUGAGGGACGGCGAGAUCGCCUUCUCCACGCUGGAGGGUCGUCCCAGUGGCAUCAACUUUGAACGGAGUGCCGAGCUACAGGACUGGGUCACGGCCACAGACAUCCGCAUCACCUUGGACCGACUGAACACCUUCGGCGACGAGGUCUUCGGGGAUCCCCAGGUGCUGAAGUCGUACUUCUACGCCAUCAGUGACAUUGCCGUGGGAGCCCGAUGCAAGUGCAAUGGACAUGCCAGCAAGUGUGUUCCCAGCACGGGCAUGCACGGCGAGAGGACCCUGGUCUGCGAGUGUCGCCACAACACCGACGGACCCGACUGCGACCGCUGCCUCCCGCUCUACAACGAUCUGAAGUGGAAGAGGUCAACCUCGACGGAGGUCAAUGAGUGCAAAGCCUGCAACUGCAAUGGACUGGCCGACAAGUGCUUCUUCGACUCGCAACUGUUCAACCUGACGGGUCAUGGAGGCCACUGCCUGGACUGCCGUGAGAAUCGCGAUGGUCCCAACUGCGAGCGCUGCAAGGAGAACUUCUACAUGCGCGACGAUGGCUACUGCGUCAACUGUGCCUGCGAUCCCGUGGGCUCCCGGUCGCUGCAGUGCAACAGCCACGGCAAGUGCCAGUGCAAGCCGGGCGUCACUGGCGACAAGUGCGACCGCUGCGACAACAACUACUACCAGUUCGGACCCCACGGCUGUCAGCCCUGCGGAUGCGACGGACGCGGAUCCCACCAGAACACCCCCGCCUGCGAUCCCGAAACGGGAAUCUGCUUCUGCAAGGAGAACGUCGAGGGCAGGCGCUGCAAUGAAUGUAAGCCCGGCUUCUUUACCUUGGACCAGAGCAAUCGGUUUGGCUGCACGCCGUGCUUCUGCUAUGGCCACACCUCCGAGUGCCAGACUGCGCCGGGCUACUCGAUCGUCUCGGUGACCUCCAACUUCAACAAGUUCAAGGAGCGCUGGACGGCCGCUGAUCUGAACCAGCGCGAGGUGGACAUCAAGUACAACCAGUACAGCCGCAGCAUCGGAACCACGGCGCAGGGCAACGAGCAUGUGUACUUCCAGGCGCCGGAUCGGUUCCUCGGCGACCAGCGAGCCUCCUACAACAGGGAUUUGAAGUUCAAGCUACAGCUGGUGGGCCAGGUGGCCAACACGGGGGUGAGCGAUGUGAUCCUGGAGGGAGCUGGCAGCCGCAUCUCGCUGCCCAUCUUCGCCCAGGGCAAUGGCAUACCCGACCAGGGUGUGAAGGAGUACACGUUCCGGCUGCACGAGCACCACGACUACCAGUGGCAGCCCAGCCAGUCGGCCCGCGGAUUCCUCUCGAUUCUGUCCAAUUUGACGGCCAUCAAGAUCCGGGCCACGUACUCGGUGCAGGGCGAGGCCAUCCUGGACGAUGUGGAGCUGCAGACGGCGCACCGGGGAGCGGCCGGUCACCCGGCCACUUGGAUCGAGCAGUGCACCUGUCCGGAGGGCUAUCUGGGCCAGUUCUGCGAGUCCUGUGCGCCCGGCUACCGGCACAGUCCGGCCCGCGGCGGACCCUUCAUGCCCUGCAUCCCCUGCGACUGCCACGGCCAUGCGGACAUCUGUGACUCGGAGACGGGCCGGUGCAUCUGCCACCACAACACCCACGGUGACAACUGCGACCAGUGCGCCAAGGCAUUCUACGGCAACGCCCUCGGCGGCACUCCCAGCGAUUGCAAGCGGUGUCCGUGUCCCAACGACGGUGCCUGCCUGCAGAUCAACGAGGACACGGUCAUUUGCACGGAGUGUCCCAAGGGCUACUUCGGCUCCCGGUGCGAGCAGUGCAGCGAUGGCUUCUUCGGCGAUCCCACGGGACUGCUGGGUGCGGUGCAGACCUGCAAGAGUUGCGACUGCAACGGCAACGUGGACCCCAACGCAGUGGGCAAUUGCAAUCGGACGACGGGCGAGUGCCUGAAGUGCAUCCACAAUACGGCCGGGGAGCACUGCGACCAGUGCCUGUCCGGCCACUUUGGCGAUCCGCUGGCCCUGCCCCACGGACACUGCGAUCGCUGCAGUUGCUACGAGGCGGGUACGGAGCAGGAUGCGCAGAGCAUCACGCGAUGCGACCAGGUCACCGGCCAGUGCCAGUGCAAGCCGAAUGUGAUUGGACGGGACUGUGGCGAGUGCCAGCCCGGGUACUUCAACAUCCGGUCGGGCAAUGGGUGCGAGAACUGCCUAUGCGAUCCGGUGGGCAGCUACAAUGCCACCUGCGACCGCUACAGCGGCCAGUGCCACUGCCGACCCGGCGUGGUGGGUGAGCGCUGUGACCAGUGCGCCAACUACUACUACGGCUUCUCCGGCGAGGGAUGCAAGCAGUGCGAGUGCGACGAGAGCGGCUCCAAGGGCUUCCAGUGCGACCAGAAUGGCCAGUGCCCGUGCAACGACAAUGUGGAGGGACGGCGCUGCGACCGCUGCAAGGAGAACAAGUACGACAGGCAUCGUGGAUGCAUCGACUGCCCGGACUGCUACAAUCUCGUCCAGGAUGCGGCCGAUCUGCACCGCGCCAAGCUGGCCAAUCUCAGUCAGACGCUGGACGAGAUUGCCCGCACGCCGGUCACCAAUGACGAGGAGUUCGAGGCCAAGUUGCGGGCGGUCCAGGAGAAGGUGGCUGUACUGGCCCAGGAUGCCAGCGAUAAUUCCGGCGAGGGUGGCCAGACCUAUGCCGAGGUGAUCGACGAUCUGCACAAGCAUCUGGACACCGUGAGGGAGCACCUGCAGAGUGCGGACAAGUACCAGGCGGAGGCCAAUGCCGAGAUCGAGAAGGCUCGCCAGAACUACACCGUCCUGGACCAGAUCACCGAGAAUGCCAAGAAGGAACUGCAGCAGGCUCUGGAUCUGCUCAACGACCAAGGAGCCGCUGCUCUGGCCCGGGCCAGAAAGUCCGAGGAGUUUGGCCAGCAGUCGGAGCAAAUCUCGGACAUAUCGCGCGAGGCACGUGCCCUGGCCGACAGGCUGGAGUCGGAGGCCCAAUUCGAUCUAAAGAAUGCCAAGGACGCUAUGGAUGCCGUGGAGAAGGCCCACCAACUGGCCAAGAGCGCCAUCGAUCUGCAGCAGAAGAUCGGCACGGAGCUGCGUUCCGAGGUGGGUCUGGAGCUGGCCAGUGUGAGGCAAUCGCUGGGCACCGUGGUCCAGACCUCCAAGGAGGCGCUGCGCAAGGCCAACGAGGUGUACGAAACCGCACUGACCCUCUUGAACGAGGUUAACCGUCAGACGCAGCCGGUCAUCGACAUCAAUCAGCUGAAGAAGGAUGCAGUGGCGGCCAACGAAAGGGCAGAUAAACUACUCAGUGCCAUCAAUGAGCUGUCCGAAAGAAAUGGCGAACUGUUUGCCGAUUUCGAAAUGGAGCAUGAGCUUACGGAAACGCUGCUAAAGAGAGCCGAUCAGCAGCAGCAGGAGGACAUUGAGUUGCUGGAGCGGGCCAAGGCCGCCCACGACAAGGCCACCAAGGCGGUGGAGCAGGGCGACAACACCCUCAAGGAGGCCAACAACACCUAUAAAAAGCUGGCCGGAUUCCAGUCCGAUGUGCAGCGCUCUUCGGAGAGUGCAGCCCAAGCCCUGCAGACAGUGCCCAAUAUCGAGAAGGAGAUCCAGAAUGCGGAAAGUCUGAUCAGCCAGGCGGAGGAGGCUCUGGACGGAGCCAAUAAGAACGCCAACGAGGCCAAGAAGAAUGCCCAGGAGGCGCAGUUAAAGUACGCCGAGCAGGCCUCGAAGGAUGCCGAGCUGAUCCGCCGCAAGGCCAAUGAGACCAAGGUGGCUGCCCGAAAUCUGCGAGAUGAGGCCGACCAGCUGAAUCACCGCGUUAAGGUCACCGAGGUGGAAAUCUUCAAGCUGGUGGACAGCUCCACCAAAGACGACAACCUGGUGGACGAUGCCAAGCGAAAGGUGGGCCAGGCCAAGGCCGAUACCCAGGAGGCCCAAAAACAGAUUGAGAAGGCCAAUGCCGAACUGACGGCCAUCAAGGAAGAGCUGGAGAACCUGAAGGACAUCAACACAGGCGAUUUGGAUAAAUUGGAAAAUCGUUUGGCCACUGUGGAGGGUGAGAUCAAUCGUGUCAAUCUGACGGGUCGCAUUGAAAAGUACCGGGAGCAGCGCAACAUUCAGAAGAAUCUGAUCGACAAGUACGAUGCCGAGCUAAAGGAACUGGCCGAGGAGGUGGAAAACAUUGGCCUUAUAUCCAAAGUUCUGCCCGACAAUUGCUUCAGUCGCAAUCGCCUGGAACCGUAGAGCUCCGUAGAGCAACGCCCGCUCCCAAUAACAACUACUUCAAUUAACACUAAGUACGAGAACGAGGAUCAGAACGAGAGACGAACAAAUCAGAUUUACGAUAUACUGUAGAACGUAGCCGUUGAAUGAAAUUAUGUAAUUUUAGUGCCUUAGCCGAAAUAUUCUGUUUAGUGACCAGACAAGUGUCCACAAAAGAGAUCAGCCGAGCAAAGUAAAGCUUUAACGCAUCAUCGUUCGCAUACUGUAUGCCAUAUCCUGUAAUGAUACAAGGGGAUGCCGAUGCCCCUUUGCCGACAUCGAGAAUCAACUGCCAACUGUGCUUCACCAGUUUCAAGCCAGCCACGUACUGUAUUAUAUGUUAAAGACCACUAAACCACUAAAUGCAAACCUUGUACUCCAAUAAUCCGAUAAUCCAAUCGCAUUUCUCUAUCUCUGCCGUAGCUCCCACGUAAAAUCUAUUCUAAACACCUAUAUAUUAACAUAUUUGUCAUCUACGUUUAAUGUGCCAAUACAAUUACCAUGUAUCUUUGUGUAUAAGUCACUUAAAGAGUUUUCCUUCGAAAUAUAACUUUUCCAACGUUGUAAUUUUAUAUAA